AUCUGAAGAAGGUUCAUCUGCUUCAGGACAUGAUGUGGAUAAGAAAAAUGAGGUUAAAUUGGAUGGCAGUAACAGCAUGCAGCAAAGUAGUGGCAUUUGAACGUCAUAAGACAAAGAUCCUGAUCCUGAAGAUUUUAAGUUUUAUACUAAAUGUUUCUGCUAAAGUGGCCGAUGAUGACAUGUAUAAAGAUGCGGAUUCACCAGUAUAUUUUAAGUGCCGAGCAGAGAUAAUAGUUUGAAGUAUAUAUGAGAUCAACACAUUAUUCUACUUCUCAAAUCAGAAGAUUAUCUUUUCAGAGAAGAUUAUUUUUGUUUUAUUCUAAACCCGCAUAUCUAUUAUUUCUUGGAUGUAAAGAAAUAAUAUUAUCGGAUAUUGCCACAUUGCGGAUGUUGCCCGGUCUAUAGCAAGUUAUCAUUUUGUUCUACCCUAAUGUGCUUGGAUCUACAAUGCAGUGGACUUCAAACACUUUUCUAAUGGAUGUGGUAAUGGACAAGUCCAAGAGCAGUUGGGAAGCAGUUUACCCCCAGGGUAUUAUAGACAAGGAUACUGCAGCUGCUGCCAAGUACAUUACAUUAACCUAGAAAAGCACCUUGCAAGUGACCAACACAGACAAGUAUCCAAGCUACAUAAGAAUCGAUUUAGUACAAGCGCAUUGAUGGAGCGAUUCUUGCAGGAUGUUCAUCUCUACCAUCCUCAAAACUACCAUGAUACUAGACCAACAUAUGAUGAUAUCCCAGAAGUUAAUGUGCUUACUUCCUCGUGUGAAGACAGAACAUGUACUCUCUCACAGGAAAAUCAGGGUGCUGUUUCCAGCAGUGGAAGACUAACUGGCUUGGACAAGCAUUGUAUCUCUGACUCAUAUAGAUCAUGGUUCAAUUGCAAUGAAAAAACAUUCACACAAUCACACAUCACAAACCACAAAGAGGGCCAGUGUUCCAAAACUGGGGAAACCCAACAAAGCAUUUACAGAAGUUCUCCGACUACUUGCCAAAAAGCCUUACAUAAAACAGUAAAUACUGGUACUGUACCUCACACCUUUCACUAUAGCACUUUACCUUUAUAUUCUGAUGGCCAGUUGACUGUAAAUAACAGUACCUUUGAAACGCCACAUGCUGUGCUUUGUUCAGGGUCCACUAACAGAGAGACAAAUUAUGAGAAAUGCAAAAAGUGCCUAGCUACAGCUACUUCAAAAAACCCUACAAAUGACUUUCAAAAAAGCCAGUUAAAUUUUCAAGGCAGCUAUCAUCAUCUGACCUCAGGCACUUUGUUUAAGAAUGAAAGGAUAUUCAUAUCUCAGGAAAAGAAGGAAUGCUUUCUCAGGAAUCAUGAGCUACGUAAUGAAGCAAAAGAAAUGAAAAAUGAUGGAAAAUGUAAAGGAUUUUCCCUCUUCAAGAACAAAGGUAUUUACUUGAGCAAAGGUGAUGGAACCUUAGUAGAUAAAACCAUUGAGGCAGUAAUCAAAAAAUACUGCCAUGAAUCUUCAUCAGACAAGACAACAGAAAAAGAUGAAGAAAGUGUAUUGUCCUUAAAUGUCCCAUCCAUUACUGAAGAUUCUACUCUAAGUUUUGAUUGUAUUGCACCUUCAGAGUUAAAAGAAGAUAACUUAAAAGCUGCAAUGACAAAUUUAGACUUGCACAAACAGUCUGAUGUAAACAUUGAUGAAGAGUACAAAUCAAAACUUAAUUGUAUCCUGCGUGAAAGUCCAACAAUAGAAGUACAGGCUAUAAAACACGAACAGGAUGAGGAAGUUCUUCCAGCUCUGCCUCAUAUUCCUCUAUCAUUUGUUGGUAAAACUUGGUCCCAAGUAAUGUAUGAAGAUGAUUUAAAAAUUGAAGCCCUGGUCAAAGAGUUUAGGAAGGGAAAGUUCCAUUGUUACUUUGAAGAUGAUUGUUCCGUGAAUGUGGGCUCUAAGAGAAAACAUAAGAGCAGACAAAUAGAGAAAAAAGUAGACACAAAAACAGAGGACAUAGAUGAGUCCCAAAAAAUUAAUUUUCUGCCAUUAUUUGAAGAUUUUUGUGAAGACCAUCACCCUGAUAGAACUAGUAUUAAAUCAGAAAGACUUUUUAAAAAGUCUAAGCUUCCUAAACCAUGCAAACGUGUGUGGAGGCAAGCUUCAAGAUGCCAAGUUGUAAAAGUCAGCCAUGGUACUCAGACAAGUUUGGUCAACUAUCCGGUGGUAAAAAAGAAAGUGCUGAAAAAUGAUUCACAAGGAGUUUUUGAUGACCUGGAGGACGAAAAGACUCCAGAAAUGAAAACUAGAAUGUGUGCUUUAAAACUUCCAGAGUCAUACACCAAAAUUUUAACUCCAUUGCAACCCAAGACAAUGGUAUAUGUUCUUUCCCACCCAGACAUGAAACCAAGUACUUGUAGGAGAAGUCGUAAUCGGUGCUCCACCGAUAGUAGAGACUCUGUAUUUUAUAAAUAUAAGCAGUCACCUCUGAAGUAUUAUGACCCUUCGACUAAUCGUAUUCUCAAAACCCCUCCCAGGAACUCAGUACGAGGAAUGAGUAGCAAGGCGCUCUGUGUUCGAAAGCUGUUCAGAAGUCUUAGUAGUGAAGGAAAUGUUGAUAAAGUAGAUCCUGAACAAAAGCAAUCAAGCACCUCUAAGAAGUCUCUGAGCAGUUCUUCUGCUGCUUCUUUACACUUUGGAUCUGUUAAGGGAAAGGAUUUAGGCUCCAGCAUAAAGGGAAGUGGAUCUUCUGUGAGCUCAGAAUACAUAGGCACUGGAUUUGUAAAAUCAGGGCAUUCUGAAAAACCAUAUGCACACAUUACCAUUUCUCAAUGCAAAGCAGCUAACACCAAGGCCAAGGACGAUAGUCAAUGCAGUAUUUUGCUCUCAAAAUCUAAAAGUAAAUCUUUGAAACAGCAGAAGUUGAUCACAAAAGACCCUCAUAACACUUCAACUAGGCUUAGAAAGUCACAAAUGGAAUCUAGAGAUGCUAUACGCUCUAGACAUAAUCCCCACAGGAUGGUGAAACAUUUGGGAAAACAAACACAAGGAGUAUCCAAAUGUAGGAAACGGGCAAGCAAAAAGACGUCUUCAGUUCUUCCAAAAUCAAACAAAUCUUUUGCUCGGGUUCGUCAGCCAAAUAAAGAAAAAGUGAAAAACCAGAGGAAUGAAAUUACAGUUCAGGAUCAUAAGAAAAGUCUGGUAAAGUCACAGUUUGUUUCACUCAAUCACCAAAAAAGAAAACAAAGUAUGACAAAAAACUGUUUGCAAAAUAAGUAUCAAGAGAAAAAUAUUACUAGAUCGCGGAGCAAAACCUCUGAGCUUAUAGUGCAGAACACAAUGCAUUAUCUAAGGAGUAGACAUGCAGUAGCAAAUAAAGUUUAUAAUACUAGAACUUUUACUAACACACUGACCAGAAAAAAAGUCAGGUGAAUUUGUAUUAAAAUGUCAUUGUUUAUGGACUAAUAAGACACUAAAACACUGUGUGCUGGAAAACGGGUAUUAAGGUACAUUUUUGAUACUUUUUUAUAGUUUAGAAUAUUUGCUGAGAUAAUUUUAAAAAUAUUUUACACUUUCAUAAUCUAUUAAUAAUGUUUAUUGUAAGAUAUAUUUCUUUAUAUAAAAAUAUGUAAAAUUAACUGACCAUAAGCAUAGUUGUCUUAUUGUAUAUUAAUGUAUUAAGAUAAGAACAGAGCUCCAUAGUCAUCUUACUGAUUUCUAUACAUUUUAUUAAAAGGAGUAUAUUAAAGCUUUAUUUUAAAUGCCAUAAAAAAAUCUUUACUGGACACUGGUUAUAAUUAGAAUACAAAGAUGUAAAAGGGUUGGUCCUAAGUUUCUAAUGUAAUUUAGAAAACAUUAAAGAAGGAUCAGAGUGUUUUAUGGCAUCCUUUAACCACUUACCGCCCAGCCUAUAGCAAAAUUAGAAAGAAAACGUUUUUCCCAAAUGUAUGGUCUUUUUUUAUUUGUUGCGCAAAAAAUAAA
This is a messenger RNA of Rana temporaria (common frog), 3932 nucleotides long. It is a transcript of the gene ZDBF2, whose product is annotated as zinc finger DBF-type containing 2. Gene Ontology annotation, molecular function: zinc ion binding; nucleic acid binding. The record is from RefSeq and is a predicted model, not a curated record. The coding region runs from base 657 to 3383 and encodes 908 amino acids. NCBI's taxonomy places the organism in Eukaryota, Metazoa, Chordata, Amphibia, Anura, Ranidae. Gene Ontology annotation, biological process: epigenetic programming of gene expression; genomic imprinting. The transcript has 6 exons.